AUGGUCGAGGACCAGGACCAGAACCCCGGGGGCACGGCCGCCACGAUAGACCGGAGGAAGGCUGCGAAUCGUCAGGCACGAUCAUGCCGCGUAUGUCGUCUACGCAAAGUCAAGUGCGACCGUGUUAAGCCGUGCCACGCGUGUUGUGCACAUGGCCACCCCUCAAAAUGCGUCUACGAUAAUCCUCUCGACGAGGAUGAACUCCAGCCCAUCAGUCAGUCUGACGAGAUCCGAAAUCUGAGGACCGAGAUCUCAGAGCUGCGCAGUCGGAUUAACAGUCAAGGAAAUCGCGCCCAGGGACACAGGCGGCUGGCCGAAUUGGAACGUGUCUUCGAAUCGAUCCGCUCUGCGCCGUUGGACGUGGUCAACAGUAUCAUCUGGCAGAUCCGAGCUUCACGCAGUAGUGCAGAUGGACCGGCUUUAUUACCGAGACCCGCCGAUGAAGCUACAGUUUACCCCGAAGCCAACCCGGAAGAUGCCAGCAUAGUUACAGAUGGGCCCCCAUCGAUUCCACCAAGGAAUUUCCCCGUACGGAGCCGGACGCCUUCUGCAGAUAGCAUUGUCGAUGAGUUCACCGAUGACGGCUAUGGAACCAGUGGUGGUUUCGGAGCGUCUGUCGGGACAUCUGAAUCGCAGUUUGGCGAUGAGGAGCAGUAUGUCUGCGGGCCCGUGUCCCGAUUUGCGCCUCAGUCACCAGCGCUCGACGUCUUCCUUCAGCGAUUUGUCGAUGCUUUCAGUCCAGAGGUAGAUCUCAGUUCCGGCCGUGCUGGGGCGAUCAGAGCCGGUGCCGAGAUCCGGAUGUUUUCUCCCAUGAUCUCCAAUGCCUUCGAAGCCGUCUCCACUACCUUCUUUGGCCGGUCUAUUCAAGACCCACGCAUUGAGGCUUCAGGGUUGAAGCUGUACCCCAAAGUAUUGCGCUCAUUGCAGCAAGCACUGCUGGACCCUGAACGGAGCCGAUCCGAGGCGACCUUGGUCACUGUGACGCUUCUUAUGGCAUUUGAGAGUAUUGAGCGGACCACUCAAGGUUCAAUCGCUGCCCACGCCAUGGGAGCGAUGCAGCUAUUUCGGCACCGAGGCGCUGAGAACCAUAUAUAUGGCGUCGAGCACCUUCUCUUCACCGAGUUGCGACCAUAUUGGGUUGGAGCUGCGCUUGUGAAUCGACGGCCUUCGUUUUUCGCAGAAGAGGCGUGGAAGACGAUUCCAUGGUCGGCCGGCACAACCGUCAAGGAUAUUCUGCACUAUCUCCUGGAUAUUGUGGUAGACAUCCCGGCCGUGUUAGCACAGUACGAUGACCUGGAGGCAUCACAGAGCUCUGGCGUACUGGGUAACGGAGAAUUGGUUGCCAAACAGACAAAGCUCUGGAACGGCGUUACAGAUCUCACGCAGCGAUUUCUCCAGUGGAAAAAGGAUUGGGUAGACAAUUACCCAGCGGGAUCACCAAAGGAGGUGGAUUCUCAGGGCGAUGACUCCUUUCCGGUCUUCCGCUGUCGCGACUUGCGCACCAUGAAGAUCAUCACACCAAAGACGCUUGUAUACCCGGACCUCCGACUGGCACAGACCAUGUGUGUAUACUAUGCGACUCGCCUGAUUCUGUCCUCGGUUGAUACUCGACCGACCGGCCGGGUGACGCCCGCUGAGCAAUAUACUCUAGCUUGCAACAUCUGUCGCAGUAUGGAGUGCUAUCUGCGGCAAGCCCCGGGCAAUAUGAUCAAUCGAUUAGCACUUCCUGUGCGCGUGGCCUGGGAAGCCCUGCCCACGAAAGGCGUGGAACGGGAGUUCAUGCAAGAGAUCUUUCGCCUGGUCGAAAAGCGCCAUUCACUGAGUUUCUGGGGUAGUUCCAUGCCGGAAAUUUCGCCGAGGGCUGGUUCCCCUCCGAAAGUAGAAGGUGGAUGAGGGUACACGUCGACAUACUCAAGCGACCGGAGGAUUGGGUCAUCACGGGCAACGACUGAUCAGCGAGAUUCGCGUAGAUGACGACAGGGAACACUAGUUUGGCAGUCUUUCAAGCCCAUGCGUACAGAGAAGACAUUACGACUGAGGCCUAAGUCAUCCGGACGGCUUCU
Molecule: messenger RNA, 2063 nt
Organism: Paecilomyces variotii
Lineage: Eukaryota; Fungi; Ascomycota; Eurotiomycetes; Eurotiales; Thermoascaceae
Exons: 6
Coding region: 1-1893 (630 amino acids)
Biological process (GO): regulation of DNA-templated transcription
Molecular function (GO): zinc ion binding; DNA-binding transcription factor activity, RNA polymerase II-specific
Source: RefSeq, a predicted model, not a curated record